AUGAAACAUCUGAUCAUAUACUUUUCCAAUGUCCUUUGGCUAUUUUCCUGUGGUCAUUCUUGCGGGACUGCUUGGGGUGGUGCGCUAUGGUCCAUUUGGAAGUCUCGCAAUGAUGUGGUAUUCAACAAGAAGAUCGUGACGUCGCCGGUAGCGCUGAUCUACAAGAUGCUGAUGCUGUCCAAGACCUGGUGUCCUCUACUCAAGCCGAAGUUGAAGCCCAUGGCGGAUGAGAUGAUAAACAGGAUCUUGGUGAACACGGUUUCUGUGAUGUAG
Molecule: messenger RNA, 273 nt
Organism: Miscanthus lutarioriparius
Lineage: Eukaryota; Viridiplantae; Streptophyta; Magnoliopsida; Poales; Poaceae
Source: the annotation of a GenBank genome assembly